Molecule: messenger RNA, 456 nt
Organism: Leguminivora glycinivorella
Lineage: Eukaryota; Metazoa; Arthropoda; Insecta; Lepidoptera; Tortricidae
Exons: 1
Coding region: 1-456 (151 amino acids)
Molecular function (GO): zinc ion binding; nucleic acid binding
Source: RefSeq, a predicted model, not a curated record
AUGGGGCUGGAUGAUUCAGCGACCACUGAGGAAGUCGUAGCGGCCGUGGCUGAGCUCGGGAACUGCGCUGCUGAGGCCGUCAAAUCCGGCGUGAUAUCGCGCAGCCAGAAUGGCUCUGGGACGCUCUGGCUGAGCUGUCCAGUGGCUGCCGCCAAAAAGGUCGUAGAGGCAGGCCGACUCAAAGUAGGCUGGAUCUCGGCGCGAGUCGUCCUGUUAGACACCAAACCUCUUAGGUGUUACCGCUGUCUGGAGACAGGCCACGUUGGAGCCAAGUGCGAAAGGGCAUCGACCGGAGUAACAUCUGUUAUCGCUGUGGGGAACCCGGUCACAAGUCACGCGAGUGCAAUGCUCAACCGAGUUGUGCCGUUUGCAAGGCAGCUGGGAAACCGGCUGAUCAUCCGAUUGGUGGCAAAGGGUGCCAGAAUAACAAGGUUCGCCCGAACAAACAAGCCGUGA